AUGGCGCGAAGAUACCGCGACGCAGCUGCGAAACUGCAGCAGAAUGUUCACAAGCAUUUAAAAGAAAUGAAAGAUCUCUCAUCAUCUGAAGACGAGGAACCCUACGAUCUCAGUGUAUUAGAUGGUGUGUUCCAGAGUUAUUGGCGAGGUGGUGGCGACACGCAGAUGGUAAACAGGACCAAGAAUCUUCUAGAAGAGGCUUUAAGCGGUCGAUCUAUUACGUGUUUAAUUUGUAUUGGAUCUAUUAAGAGGGCUGACGCUAUCUGGCCCUGCGACAACUGUUAUUCUUAUUUCCAUCUUUCUUGUAUACAAAAAUGGGCAAAUGAUAGUAUAAGUUUGCGUACAGAAGACAUCGGCGCACCAAUCACUGUAAUUAAGCCUAGAAAAAUAGAGUGGUGCUGUCCUAAAUGUAGGAAAUCAUAUAAUAAAGACGAGAUACCUCGCAGAUAUCGAUGUUUUUGUGGAAAGACAGAUGACCCACAAUAUCACCCUUGGUUGGUGCCACACACAUGUGGUGAAGUUUGUGAAAAACAACUUUCAACAGGUGAUAACUGUAAACACAAAUGUUUGUUGCUUUGUCACCCUGGUCCUUGCCCACCAUGUCCCCAAACAAUAAAUAGAACAUGUUAUUGUGGCAAAGAGCAAAAGAGGGUUAGAUGUAGUGCAUCUAAAUGGUCUUGUAACAGACAGUGUGAAAAAAUACUCCCCUGUACUUCACAUAAAUGUGAAAAUAUCUGCCACGAAGGAGACUGCAUGCAAUGUAAUUAUACCAGUCUUCAACCUUGUUUGUGUGGCUCUGAGAAAGUUAAAAGACCAUGCAAUGAUUUGAUAUGGCAGUGUUCCAAAGUUUGCAACAAGCUAUACUCCUGUGAGUUCCACAAGUGUCUUCUUAUGUGCCAUGAAGGUUCAUGUGGUAUGUGUCCUAACUCAGGGCUCAAGUCCUGUCCUUGUGGUGCUAAUCAAAGUUUUGUUCAGUGUCCAGAUAUAAUUGAGACAUGUCUUGGAACUUGUGGAAAAAAGCAAAUACUUUGUGAACACACAUGUCCAGAAAAAUGUCAUAAAGGACCUUGUCCCCCGUGUCAAGUAAUGAUUGACAAGAAAUGUUAUUGUUCUACUCACACUAAAGCAUUGCCAUGUAGCAAAGAUUUUAAAUGUGAUACAAAAUGUAGAGGCACUAGACCAUGUGGUAAACAUACCUGUGCUAGAAAAUGUUGUAAUGGUAACUGCCCUCCUUGCGAAAAAACCUGUGACAAGCCCUUACAGUGUGGGCGCCACAGAUGCUCUAAUAUAUGUCAUGGUGGUCCAUGUUAUCCUUGUCCUAGAGAAUCAAAAGUGACUUGUCGUUGUAAAGAAACAUUUAUUACAGUACCUUGUGGCAGGGAAAAAUAUGUAAAGCCUCCUAAGUGUAACCUGCCAUGUAAAAUUAAGUACAAGUGUGGACAUGCAGAUGAAAAUAUACACACCUGUCAUUUUGGUGAUUGUCCACCUUGUAAAGCUAUUUGCUACAAAAUGUAUAAUAAAUGCAAUCACAGUUGCAAAUCUCUUUGUCAUGAAUAUGUAACAGUUGUUUUCAAACAAGUUGAAAAGCCAGCAACACCAUGGGAGGUUCAACCACCUAAAACUAAAGUUAUGGCAUUAGACUGCCCGCCUUGCGAAACUCCUGUGACUGUUGUUUGCUUUGGUGAACAUGACAAAGAACUGCAGCCAUGCCAUUCGGCGUCUCGUCGUUGCUGUGGUAGGGAAUGCGGCAAAGAUCUGGCAUGUACUAACCAUAAAUGUUCACUUUUAUGUCAUUUAUAUAGUCUUGAUCCUGAUUAUCCUAAUGUGCCUUCUACUUGUAAACCAUGUAAUAAAGGAUGCUCAGUUCCCCGUCCAAAUAAGUGUUCACAUAAAUGUCCUAAAGGAGGCUGCCAUCCUGGUGUAUGUCCACCUUGUGAAAUAUUAGAAAGAAUCAAAUGUUACUGUGCCGUAACAGAGUUAUAUUUACGUUGUAAUGAACUGUCUUUGGGUACUGAGGAGCUAUUAUCAUGUAAACAACAAUGCUCCAGAAAUCUGGAUUGUGGUCAUAGGUGUAAAAAAAAUUGUCACAAAGAGCCCUGUGGCAAAGAUCAAGUUUGUACAAGAAAAACAAAAACAUCUUGCCUUUGUGGGAACUUAAAAAAAGAAGCACCUUGCAAUUUGGUUCGAAAUUCUGAAAUUAAAAUCAAUUGUGAUGCUACUUGUGAAGAAAAAAAGUUGGCAGCAAAAUUAGAAAAAGAAAGAGAAGAGAUGAGGUUGAAAGAAUUAGAGGAAGAAAAAAACCGCAGAGAACUGGAAGAAUAUGAAUGGAAAUUAAGUAGUAAAAAGAAGAAGUAUAAGGAAAAGAAAGUUGUAGUCAUUAAAGACAACAGAAACAUUUUUCAAAAAUAUUGUGUUCCUAUUGUGACAGCAAUGGUUAUAUUUUUUGCAGGAAUUUUGUACACUUUGCAAUAA
This is a messenger RNA of Leptosia nina, 2472 nucleotides long. The record is from the annotation of a GenBank genome assembly. Lineage: Eukaryota; Metazoa; Arthropoda; Insecta; Lepidoptera; Pieridae.